Molecule: messenger RNA, 3661 nt
Organism: Oncorhynchus kisutch (coho salmon)
Lineage: Eukaryota; Metazoa; Chordata; Actinopteri; Salmoniformes; Salmonidae
Exons: 4
Coding region: 2477-3526 (349 amino acids)
Molecular function (GO): nucleic acid binding
Source: RefSeq, a predicted model, not a curated record
UGGUAUUGUUCCUAUGUUCAUGCUUUUUAGCCGCUGUGAUGUUAUCUCGGUUCAUGGGUUACUAAAUGUUUCACCUGCUUCUCAACUCACUGCGUCUUUGUUACAGAAUACCAACUCAAAAUAGGGAAGCAGCAGGAAAUUAAAUUAUCUCUCAGAUGGUUGAUGAACAGGGUUAUCUUCUACGUCAACACCAUGACCAGCUGGAACAACUGGGAUCGGCUAUGGAGGUUCUUCGUAGUAUGCAACGUCUCAAACACACCCGAGAGGCAUUGCCUUCAUCCAGCGGAGGAUACUCUUCAGCAAGUCACCCUAGCACAUCAGCCCAUUCAGUGACCCCCACUCAGAUCAGCGACGCCCGUUUAUCCCUCCCCGAUAAACAUGACGGUACACCAUCCAAAUGCCAUUGCUUCCUAGUAAGCUACUCCCUCUAUUUUAGGCAUUAGAUGGGAGCUCCUACCACCCAGUGGUCUAAGGUUGCCACUGUGAUUUCCUUGCUGACUGGGAGGGUGUUGGAAUGGGCUAUGGCCGUCUGGGCAAGAGGAGCUUGAUUUUAAAUGUAUUUUUGAUCAUCCCCUGGAGGGCAGAGGGAGGUGAGUGGCUACUGCAAUUACAGCAGGGGAACCAGACGGCUGCAGAGUACGUGCUCAUCUUUCGGACAGUAGCGGCAUCAAGUGGAUGGAAUGAGCCUCCAUACACUAUUUAGAAGAGGUCCUAGACAUAAUUGGCUUGUUGCGACGACAACCUUGCCUUGGACGCACUCAUUGCGAUGGCCAUCCAUCUGGAUAACCUACUUCGGGAGCGCCGGUACACUCAUCGCUUCCCUCCCUCAGUGACCACUCGGAUCAGAGCCUGAAUCCAUGGAGGUAGGGGGUCACUCGUCUCCCCCAGCUAUAGCCGCAGACGGAUACAGCUGGGGAUUUGUCUGUACUGUGGACAAGGAGGACACAAGCUCCAGAGCUGUCCGGCAGGUCAGAACCUGGGAUUCACAAAAGCAGAGGGACAGUCGCAUGAUCUUCCACCCCCUGGGACAGGAGUGAGUUCCAUCACUGUCUACUAGGCUCUUUUUGGUGUCCAUCACACUGACUGUCACUUAUGUACGGUGUCUACAGCGUUAGUGGAUUCUGGUGCCGCAGGGGAACUUUAUUGACCAGACCCUUGCCUCCUCCCUUAACCUCAUAACUCAUACCCGCUCUCUUCUCCUUUUCCGGUUCAAGCCCUGGCCAGUCAGGCACUCACCCUCACCGUGGAGUCCAGUCAUCAGGAGACCAUCCCCCUUUUCAUUACCAGUCCACAAGAUCAUCCUCGGCCUCCCUUGGCUUCAAUGCCAUAACCCUACCAUCUCAUGGUCGAGGAUGAGAAUUACAGACUGGUCGCCUGAAUGCCGGGAGACCUGCUUCCCUGUCCUUUGUGGUUCCAUGUCGGUUGAGAGUCCUAUGGUUGCCCAACAUCCCAGAGGUAUAUCAGAAUCUGCAGGAGGUAUUCUCUUCCUCCUCAUUGCCCCUGGGACUGUGCCAUCGACCUGCUUUCAGGUUCUGCGCAGAUGCAUCUACCCUCUGUCGGUGGCUGAGACCCAGGCCAUGGAGGAUUACAUCCAAGUGGCGUUCCAACAAGGUUUCAUUCGCACGUCCACUUGUCCUGCGUCAGCUUUAUUUUUCUUCAUAGCCAAGAAAUAUGGAGGGUUAUGUCCCUGCAUCGACUAGAGGACUCAACGAAAUCAGCACCAAGUAUCGGUACCCUCUCCCAUUGGUGCCAUCACGCAGCUUUUUAUUUUUAAAAAACUCAAGUGGACCUGCAGAGCGCUUACAAUCUCAUCCAGGAGGGGGAUGAGUGGAAGACAUCAUUCAGCACCAUGUCUGGUCACUACAAGUACUUGGUGAUGCCCUUUGGCUUAGCAAAUGCUCCGUUAGUGUUCAGGGACAUGCUCGGAUGCCAGAUUGUGUAUAUCGAUAGCAUCCUGAGCUACUCGACUACCCUGGAGGAUCACAUCACCCCAGUUCGAGCAGUCCUGGAAUGCAUCCUGGCUGACCAUCUGUUUGUCAAGCCUGAAGUUCCAAUUCCACCAGAGGUCGGUAUCCUUAGGUUACCAAAUCAGGGUGUGAGGAUGGAAGACCAGUAGGUAGAUGCAGUCAUGCCAUGGCCAGUCCCAACCACCAUAAAAGGGUUACAACGUUUUUUUUGCGGUUUACCAACUUCUACCGCCUCUUCAUCAGGAAUGUCAGCUCUGUUGCUGCUCCUCUCCUUAAGGGAGGGCCCUGUAGGUUGGUGAGGAGCCCAUUAGCCGACGAGGCCUUCUGUCCCAAGGGACGUUUCACCUCCACCCACUGCUCAAACAUCCAGAUCCCACAAGAUCCUUUGUGGUAGAGGUGGAUGUUUCAGAGGUUGGCGUGGGGGCAGUUCUGUCUCAACGACACUGAAAUUGUACCCCCUGUGCUUUUUUUUUUCUUUCUCUAAAACUGUCCUCUGCAGAGGAAUUCCGAUGUCGUGUGAUCGGGAGCUCCUGGCGGUAAAGUUGUCAUUAGAGGAUUGGAGACACCUGCUGGUUCCUUGGCGCCCUCCAUUCGUCAUUCUCACUGACCAUCGGAACCUGGAGUACAUACGGACAGCGAGGAGGUUGAAUCCGUGCUGUUCUUCAAGGUUUGACUUCACGCCAACUUAUCGCCCAAGUUCAAAGGACACCAAGGCUGAUGCCCUGUCCCGGCUCUACGAUUCGGGGGAGAGGGUCCUAUACAGAGUGCACCCAUUCUCCCUAGUCGUAGCUCUUGUGGUUUGGGACGUAGAUGCAGACAUCCGCCAGGCAUUGGAGAAGGAGCCCGCACCCACUAACUGUCCUGCUGAACGCAUCUACGUUCCCACUGAUAAGGAAUUGACUGCUGACCUGGGCACACAUCUGUCGUCGCUGGACAUCCAGGUUGCUGAGGCACUCUUCUGGCAUUAUGGCCUUCUGCAGGACAUCGUCACUGCCCGUGGCCCUGAAUUCACAUCACGAGUAUGGGGGGCCUUGAGGGAGACGCUCGGGGUCAUGGUCAGCCUCACGUCCUGGUACCGGCUUCAGACAAAUGGGCAGAUAGCGGCUGAACCAGGAGCUCAGGAGUUUCCUGAACAGUCACUGUCAGGACCGGCAGGUGUGUUUUGUGUUUUCAGCCAGCCCUGGCUCCGUGGACCCAGAGCCAGACCAAUGCUCCUGCGGUUGAGUGGUUUUGGCGUGCAGAAGUGUGGCGUGACGCUCACGCCGGUCUCUUUCCCCCCAGACAUCGAGGGGAGUCUGACAUAUGCUGUCAGAGCCCUACUGGACUCCCGGUGUCGUGGGGGUCAGCUCCAGUACCUGGUGGACUGGGAGGGGUAUGUAGGGUUCCAGUGGAGGACUUUCAAGAUCCCAACAUCAGCCGUGAUUUCCACUUUCGCUGUCCAGACCGAUCUGCUCCUCAGGGUCGUCUCUUUGGUCGGAGUCGUCCUGCAGCAGGAGCUGCGCGUCAGGGGGGGGAUUACUGUCACGUCUACUGCUCCUCCGGCGUUGCCGGAAUACUAACCACCGGGCCUGGGAUUCUUCAUUACAUGCACAUGUUGAUCAUUAUGAUUCACACCUCUUAUCUGUCCCUCCCUUAUGUUUGUUCCUCAGUCAGUAUUCAUGUUUGUUUUAUUAAACGUUUCACCUGCUUCUUGA